This is a messenger RNA of Penicillium cataractarum, 1638 nucleotides long. RefSeq lists its product as uncharacterized. The transcript has 5 exons. The record is from RefSeq and is a predicted model, not a curated record. Bases 1 to 1638 code for a protein of 545 amino acids. Lineage: Eukaryota; Fungi; Ascomycota; Eurotiomycetes; Eurotiales; Aspergillaceae.
AUGACCAAACCAUUCUCCUGGCUUAUCCCUGGCCUUUUGUUAUCUCCUUUCUAUCAAAUUGCUCUAUCAUUCGAGCUACAGCCGAUAGCGUCGUCUUUGAUUGAAACCGGACGACACGCCACCAGGGAUGAUGACUUUUCCGUUCUCGAUCUUCUCAGCAGCGAAACCUUUCUUUGGGGAGGAUCUCAAAAUGGCCGAUCCGCGCUGGGUAAUCUGACAGUCCAUAUGCCAGGAGAUGCAGAGAACAUCAUUUCCAUGGAGAAGUUCCAACCCUUACUACGGUCCACGGAGUGUACCAACAAGAGCAUGACCAUGGAUUUCAAGGAUGAGAGAUCUUAUCAGUAUGGUCAGCGCCUCUGGCAAUGGGUCAACGAUGCCGAUGAACGAAGGUUUGUUUUGGUUGCCGGAAAUGGCCAUUGUGGCUGGAAUCAACAUCGGUUGCCCUUUGUCGUUUCCAACGUACUGUUCAACGAUGCAAAGAAUAUGAUCAGUGUUAUUGGAUACGUAUCAGAUUGGAAGACCGUUGCACAUACGUAUGAGUUGUUCGUUGGUGGCCACCCUUCGUCCGAGAAGCGUGAUAUUGAUAAAACCUUCUCUCUUGAUUUCAAUCACGCUUUGCCCCUGAGCAGCAAGUCCUUCUCAAUGGGAGAUUUCAAGUUCACAUAUGACUGUGAUGAUUGUGGCACCAAGGGCGAGUUUGAGUUUCAGUUUGAACUCAAGACGGAGCUAUUCAUUCCCACGGGAGUUUCGAUGACCCUGAGCCCCCAGGGAGUCUCUGCCAAUUUCAAUCCUCGUUUGGGACUAAGCGCCAAUUUCACUGGUACCAAGACCGAUGAAAUGGAGCUCGGUAAGAUUCCCAUCGACGGACUGACCAUUCCCGGAGGAAUUUUAGAUCUUGGGCCCGAGAUUGUGUUUAGCUGGGGUUAUGCGCUGGGUCCGAUCAUUGGCACUGCGGGUGUGUCAACGGGCGUCUCCAUCGGCCUCGAGGACUCGGCAGAAUUGAAGAUUGACUUGACCUCUCCAGAUUUGUCCGCGAGUGGGUGGACUCCUAAGGUUACCAAGAAGCCGAUCACCGUGGACGCUUCCAUCAGCGGUGGAAUCAAAGUCAACACUAAGGCCGCUAUGGAACUGGCAUUGGAAGCUUUGAAUACUGGAUUUGAGAUUGGCUUGGAUCUAGAGCCCUGGGCUGGAGCGACACUGACUGUGGCAUCUUCAUCCGGUGCAGUGUGCCCUGACGACCCCGAAAAUCAUCAUUUCGGCGUGAAGGUUGCACCGUCCGCCGGAGUGAAUCUGAACGUCGAAGCCUCCCAAGCAGGCGAUGAGAAUGAGCCAUUCUUGAGCAAAGCCAUUGCUUCUCUCACUAUGCCUCUUCCUUCCAUGUGUACUGGCUUUGGUGCACCUUCAAACGCAGCAGGCUCCUCGAGAAAGACGACGACCAAGGUCACGUCCACCCCUCUACCACGACCCUAUACUACUUAUUCGCCUACUACCGCCCCGCCCACUGUUGAGCCCACCACAAUAACCACUGCCACCUCUACCUAUUCCUAUUCUUCGUCAAGCGCAAUUUCAUCUAUCCCUGCAUCGAGUCCAUAUCCGUAUAUCCACAGAAAGCGCCAUAUUGAGCGAUCAAAUGGAUGA